Messenger RNA from Rubroshorea leprosula, 968 nucleotides. NCBI's taxonomy places the organism in Eukaryota, Viridiplantae, Streptophyta, Magnoliopsida, Malvales, Dipterocarpaceae. The record is from the annotation of a GenBank genome assembly.
CACCAUCUUAUAGGUAGCCACCUCAUCGCUUUGUAAAACGUAUAGAUAUGGGAGAAGAACACCUCUCCCAUUAAAAAACACAGAAAUUCCAAAUUCCAUUCCUUUAUUUUCUCGAUAAUCAUCAUCCUUUUAAAGUAUCCCAAUCAACAAUCCAUUUUGCUCAAAGCCCUUUUGAUGCAGAUGGGAUUUCAGGAAUUCUGGAUCUUGCUGAUAUGUAAUUUUCAUUUCUGUAUUGUAUUGCCUUGAUCUGUAAUGAUCUUGUUAAACAUGUGCUUCUUUUUUGUCAUGUUUGGAUACCCUUUUUGCUUCUUUUUGUUGCGUGAUUGAGCCUACUUGCCAAUCGGAUAAUCUGAUGGUGAUUUUCACGAUCUGGGUUUGGGGAAAAGAUGGAACUUUUCUCAAAUUUUCCCAGGUUGGAUACAAGUGUUUUAUCCCCUGUUUUUGGGGUGUGAGGGGUGGAUGUUUAUCUUGCUUGUUGGGGUUCAUUUUGAUCAGGUCAAUCUGACUUUGCUGCGUUGAAUUGGGUUUACGUGAACAACAGUGUAGCUUCUGAUUUGGAAAUUCUUUUCUUUCCGAGUUUCUUUUGAGUGUGGAAUAUCCCUUUCAUGGCGGACUACUAUUCUUAUCUUCAAAGCUUUCUCCUUUAGACCGCACCUUUACAAUUCCCUGGUUUAUGCCAUUGUUUCUCUUCUUCCUGUUUCUCUGUUUCAUAAUUUCUUCUCACCAUCAUCUAAGCUGGGUUUAUAUUGGCUUUGUAAGGAAUAAUCAAUUGAUCAGACCAAAUUUUUUUUUGGUUGUGGAAUGAUCAUCUCAUCAUAACAUUUUAUUUGACAUAGUUUUUGGUGCAAAUUAGUUUUCUUUUCACUUUUGAGAUAUAAGGAGUUUGAUGAGCAUAUCUUUUCAUCUGUAGGUUUGAGACUUGAAGUUUGCUGAUCAAUUGCUUUCUAAGGUAGAAAUUUUUUGCCUGA